Molecule: messenger RNA, 540 nt
Organism: Aureobasidium namibiae CBS 147.97
Lineage: Eukaryota; Fungi; Ascomycota; Dothideomycetes; Dothideales; Saccotheciaceae
Exons: 3
Coding region: 1-540 (179 amino acids)
Source: RefSeq, a predicted model, not a curated record
AUGGUAGCUGCACCGCUAACGAGAUCGCGAUUCGUGGCGACCCUACCACGAAGCUACAUCCAAUCCUUCACCCGUUCAUACACAGCCACAGCACCCAAGAAGGCAGCAAAGAAUCGUCUCUACAACUCCGUACGAUACGAAGAUGAAUUCGAAACCCUAAACUUGCUUUCGGCGAGCAGCCGUAUUCCUCUCAUUACCCUCUGGUCCGCAUCAUGGUGCCCAUCCUGCAAAGUCAUCUCACCACUACUCAAAGAGCUCAUCAACGAAGGCGUUGGGGAGGCUCAAGGUGGUGUUUCUUAUGCCGAGAUUGAGCUCGAUUCGCCAACUCUGGGCGGGCUGGCCCUUAGAUAUCAGGUCAAUUCAUUACCUACGUUGCUGGCCUUCGAUAGACAGGAGGCACAACUGGAGACCAAAGUUCACAAGGUGGAUGACAUGAAGAACAGGCAGUUUUUGAUCAAUUGGAUCGAGACCGAGGCCAAGCGUCAUGGUGAAGGAGGUGCUGGAGGAAGCAGCUUGUUUGGCUUGUUUGGACGUCGCUAA